Molecule: messenger RNA, 1899 nt
Organism: Erigeron canadensis
Lineage: Eukaryota; Viridiplantae; Streptophyta; Magnoliopsida; Asterales; Asteraceae
Product: protein FAR1-RELATED SEQUENCE 5-like
Exons: 5
Coding region: 1-1899 (632 amino acids)
Biological process (GO): regulation of DNA-templated transcription
Molecular function (GO): zinc ion binding
Source: RefSeq, a predicted model, not a curated record
AUGCAUUUAGAUAAUAUACCAAGAAACAAGUUGGUUGAAACUCUUUUGAUUGAUGAUAUCGAUGCAAAUGGUUAUUUGGUUAACAGUGUGGAUUUAGAAACUGAAUGUAACAGUCAAAAUGUGGAUGUGGAUUUAGGUACUGGUGAGUAUCUUGAUUCUUAUGAAGAUGGAAAUACAUUUAAUGAUGAUAAUAUUAUCGGGAGGGUGUUUAAUACCCAUGAAGAUGCAUAUACGUUUUAUAAUCAAUAUGCUUUUCUACAUGGAUUUGGUAUACGUAUCCAUUGGGACUAUAAAAAUAAAACAACAAAUGAGAAAUAUCGGAAGUUGUUUGUGUGCAACAAAGAAGGCUUCAAAAAGGUGAAGGAUCAUGGUUCUAGUGGGGAUUCUAAGAAAAGUCAAAGAGAAACAAGAACAGGUUGUGACGCUCGACUUCGCGUUUCAAAAACAAAAGACGGUAAAUGGCGUGUGGAUAAGUUUAUUGAUGCACACAAUCAUGAGUUAAGUACUACACCGCAAAAAGUAAUGAAACACCGUUCUCACAGUAAGUUUCACCGCUCCAUGGCUUGCAGAUCUCUUAUGUUGAACCUUGGUCAGUCGGGUUUGAGGCCCUCACAAAUCAAGAAAGCUGUAAAUGCAAUUAAGUCUCCAUUUGAAAUUGAAGUUACCUCUAAGCAAUGCGUUGAUGUUUUGUCUCAGCAACGAAAACAAUACAAAGGCAAAGAGUUUUAUGGGCUAAUAAAACAUCUUCAAGAUAAAUCAAAAAGAGAUUUGAACCAGUACUUUGAGAUUGACUUAUUUAGGUUGCCAUUUGCUCCAUUUGUCGGGGUGAAUCAUCAUGGUCAAUCUAUACUUUUUGGUGGUGCAUUGCUAGAAAACGAAAAGGAAGAGACUUUCCAAUGGCACGAGUUGGAACAUUUGAACCAAUUUGCAUCCCGCUUUAGUGAUUUCCAGGAGUCUUAUAAACGAUGGGUAAAGAGUGAUACAACCAAGGAAUUUGAAACCCAAUGGGAAGUCAUAAAUUCUAAGUAUAACUUAGAUAGUAGUAAUUGGAUGGUGGAGAUGUAUAAGCUACGAAACUUUUGGGUUGAAGCUUUCUUCAAAGAUAUUUUUUUGGCAGGCAUGACAACUAGCCAACGAAGUGAGAGCAUCCAUUCUUACUUUGAUGGAUAUGUUAAUUCAAAUACCAUGUUGAAUGAGUUUGUAAUCCAAUAUGAUAAAGCUGUUGAUGAUCGGAGGGUUGCCGAAGAAGAUGAAGACUUUCAGACUAUAAACACGUUGCCGGUUCUUUCGUCGGUUCAUCCAAUAGAAGCAAAAGCUGGUGAAGUUUAUACUAGAAAGAUUUUCGAGGUCUUCAAAAAGGAAUGGAUAGAAGCAACUAAUAAUUUAACUCAUGAGACUUUAAGUAAGAGUAUGGAAGAAAGUAGUUAUAAGGUUGGUCAACUGAAUGUUGAUAAAAAAUAUUGGAGAACUGUCAAGUUUUGCUUCUUGAAUAAGGUGGAUGCUAGGUGUUCAUGUGCUAUGUUUGAAACACAUGGGAUAUUAUGCAAGCAUAUCUUAUAUGUAAUGAAGAAGAAGAAUGUUGAGACCCUUCCUGAUCAUUACAUUCUGCCUAGGUGGACAAUUGCUUCCAGGUAUAGGGUUGGUAGUGUUAGUAUCGAAGACCCAAAUAGUGAAAAUGAAGUUAGUGCCUUAACUUUAUGGUGUGUUCAUAACAACUAUACAAAAGCCGUUGAUCAAACAAGAGACUCUCUGAAUGAAAUUAACAGGCUAAAUGCUUUCUUCUUGAAGUUUUUAGAAGAGCAAAUGAAGCGUAAAAAGCCAACUAUGCUUGAGAAUAAAAAUAAAGAUUCUAAUGGCGCCCAAAAAAGGCAACCAGAAUUAAGCCUUUUAAAGAAGUAA